This is a messenger RNA of Archocentrus centrarchus (flier cichlid), 8548 nucleotides long. It is a transcript of the gene cita, whose product is annotated as citron rho-interacting serine/threonine kinase a. Gene Ontology annotation, molecular function: ATP binding; protein serine/threonine kinase activity. Bases 181 to 6525 code for a protein of 2114 amino acids. Gene Ontology annotation, biological process: protein phosphorylation; mitotic cytokinesis. The transcript is spliced from 48 exons. NCBI's taxonomy places the organism in Eukaryota, Metazoa, Chordata, Actinopteri, Cichliformes, Cichlidae. The record is from RefSeq and is a predicted model, not a curated record.
AUUUGAAAGUUGACCGGAAACAACCGUGAGGAAAACAGUGUGCUCUUAAGCACAUAAAUAUAGCUAUGUAAAUUAAAAACAGUAUUAUAACUACCUACAUGACAGUCUGGUUUGAAUAAUUCGUGAACGCAAGGGGUUUAAACGUUGUCUCGCUACCAGGUUGUGUGUUGUGAAGAGGCCAUGCUGAAGUUCAAAUACGUCAGUCAGGGAAACCUGAAAAUGCAGUCGUCCUCUGCUGACCCCAUCACUAGCCGCAGCUCGCGACUCAACCAGCUGUUUCAGGGACGAGUGAGUCUGUGUGGGCAGCAAGGAGGAUGCGCUUUAGGUCGGGAAGAGUUUCUGGAAGCUUUGCUGCUUCUCUACCAAGAAUGCAGUUCCCCAGAGCUUAUGAAGAUACAUCAUGUAGCAAACUUUGUCAAUAAAUUUUCUGAAGUUGUCUCAGAGCUGCGGGCCUUACAACCUGGGCUUCAAGACUUUGAACUGCGUGCAGUGGUGGGUCGCGGUCGCUUUGCUGAAGUCCGAGUUGUCCGAGAGAAGGCUACUGGAGAUGUUUGUGCACUUAAAGUCAUGAAGAAGACAGAUUUACGCACUCAAGAAAAUGUGGUUUUUCAUGAAGAGGAGCGGAGGAUCUUGGCUCUGAACAGUAGUCCCUGGAUCCCACAGUUGCUGUAUGCCUUCCAGGAUAAGGAUCAUGUCUACCUGGCGAUGGAGUACUUGCCAGGUGGUGACCUGAUGUCUCUGCUAAAUCGAUAUGAGGAUCAGUUUGAGGAGUCCAUGGCUCGAUUUUAUUUGGCAGAGCUGGUAGAGGCCAUUCAUGCUGUUCACCAAUUGGGCUACGUCCACAGAGACAUCAAACCAGAGAAUAUUCUCAUCGAUCGGACUGGUCAUAUUAAGCUAGCUGACUUUGGAUCAGCUGCCAGGCUGACUGCUAACAAAACGGUGGCCGCUCCCACAGUGCCUGUUGGAACCCAGGACUUUCUUUCCCCUGAGGUCUUGACAGUCAUGAAUGGGCGUUCUCACAGCACCUAUGGGGUUGAGUGUGAUUGGUGGUCCCUUGGGGUCAUUGCCUAUGAGAUGAUUUAUGCCAGGUCACCUUUUUCUGAAGCCACUUCAACCAAAACUAUCCACAACAUCCUUAACUUCCAGCGUUACUUAAAGUUUCCAGAGGAGCCAUGUACCAGUAAGCAGUUUGUAGACUUGGUGCAGAGCUUGCUUUGUGGUGCCAAGGAUCGACUGGGUUUCCAGGGACUCCGCUGUCACUCUUUCUUCUCCAGUGUCGACUGGAACAACUUACGACAAGUUCUCCCGCCUUUCGUUCCUGCGUUGCAUGCUGAAGAUGACACCUCUAAUUUUGAGGAGCCGGAGCAGGCAGCCCCCUGGCCAGCCUCAGCAGCCCAGCAAGGAGCUCUGCCGGCAGGCUUCCAGGGCCAGGAUCUGCCCUUUCUAGGCUGGUUCUUCAGCAGAGCGUUGAUACUUUUGGCCAAAACUGAGUCAGUGUCUGCAGGCCUCAACUCUCCUGCUAAGACCAACUCCAUGGAAAAGAAACUGCAUCUUAAAAGCAAAGAACUACAAGAAACUCAAGACAAAUGUCACAAGAUGGAGCAGGAAAUCUCCAGGUUCCAGCGUAAAAUGACUGACCUGGAGUCAGUUCUCCACCAGAAGGAUGUGGAGCUCAAGGCCUCUGAGACUCAACGGAGUAUCCUGGAGCAAGAUCUUGCCACCUACAUUACUGAGUGCAGCAGCCUAAAGCGAAGCUUGGAGGAGGCACGAGUGGAGGUCUCUAGAGAGGACGACAAGGCCAUGCAGCUGCUGCACGACAUACGCGAACAGAGCAACAAGCUGCAAGAAAUUAAGGAGCAAGAGUACCAUGCCCAGCUGGAGGAAAUGCAGGUGACCAUCAGGCAGUUAGAGGAGGAUCUGUCUGCUGCCCGACGUCGCAGCGACCUCUAUGAAGCUGAACUUAGAGACUCAAGACAAACAAGUGAGGAGCUCAAAAGGAAAGCUGUGGAAUAUCAACAAAGGAUCCAGAAGGCCAAAGAGCAGGGUAAAGCUGAGGUGGAGGAGCUUCUCUCCAAACUUGAAAAGACUAACUCUGAGCAGCAGGUGAAAAUCCAGGAGCUCCAAGACAAACUGUCCAAGGCAGUGAAAGCGAGCACAGAAGCCACAGAGCUGCUACAGAAUGUUCGGCAGGCCAAAGAGCGGCUGGAACGAGAUCUGGAGCGCCUGAAAGGCAAAACCGACUCUAGUGACACUUUAAAACGCCGUCUUAGGGAGACAGAGCAGGAGGGCAGGAAGACGCUUGAGAAUCAGGUAAAGAGGCUGGAGAUGGUUGAGCGGCGGGAAAAUAAGCUGAAGGACGACAUUCAGACCAAAUCCCAACAGAUCCAGCAGAUGGCCGAAAAGAUCCUGGAACUGGAGGAAAACCUGAGGGAUGCCCAGUCGACAGCUCAGAGGAUGGAAACGCAACUGGUUCAAAAGGAGAGGCUUUAUGAAGACAAGAUCAAAGUUCUUGAGGCCCAGAUGAAAGCAGACCUGGCUGACAAGGAGAGCCUCGAGGCCAGGAGGGCACAGCAGGAAGAAGAGUCAAGGGAGAACUGUAAACUCAUCAGUGAACAGAAAGCAACCAUUAAUGCUAUGGAUUCAAAGAUGAAGAACCUGGAGCAGCGCAUCGCUGAGUUGUCAGAGGCUAACAAGCUGGCCGCUAACAGCAGCAUCUACACCCAGAAGAAUAUGAAAGCCCAGGAAGAAAUGAUCUCAGAGCUUCGGCAGCAAAAGUUUUAUUUGGAGUCUCAGGCAGGCAAGCUUGAGGCCCAAAAUGCCAAACUAGAGGAGCACCUGGAGAAGAUGAGUCAGCAGGAGCAAACCAAGAGAACCCGGCUGCUGGAGCUGGAAAGCAGGCUGCGGGAGAUGGGUCUAGAACAUGAAGAAGAGAAACUGGAGAUCAAGAGACAGGUGUCAGAGCUGACCCUGUCCCUGCAGGAGCGUGAGUCCCAAAUCAGCAGCCUACAGGCUGCACGUCUUGCCUUGGAGAGUCAGCUGCAGCAAGCUAAGACUGAGCUGGAAGAGACAACUGCUGAGGCGGAGGAGGAGAUCACUGCCCUCAGGAACCACAGAGACGAUAUUCAGCGAAAGUUUGAUGCCUUAAGAGACAGUUGUUCAGUGAUCACUGACCUAGAGGAACAGCUGACACAGCUUAGCCAGGAGAACGCUGAGUUGAACCGCCAGAACUUCUACCUGUCCAAACAGCUUGAUGAAGCAUCAGACGAGAGGGAGGAUCGGCUACAACUCAGCCAGGAAGUGGACCGCCUGAGGAGGGAGGUGGCUGACCGAGAGAUGCACCUCAACAACCAGAAACAGAACAUUGAGACACUGAAGACCACAUGCAGCAUGUUGGAGGAGCAGGUGGUGGAGCUGGAGUCCCUAAACGAUGAGUUGCUGGAGAAGGAGAGGCAGUGGGAGGCUUGGAGAGCAGCUCUGGAGGAUGAAAAAAGCCAAGCCGAGAGACGUGCCAGAGACCUGCAAAGACUGCUGGACAAUGAGAAGCAGAACAGGCUGCGUGCAGACCAGCGCAGCACUGAGUCCCGCCAGGCAGUAGAACUGGCAGUCAAAGAGCAUAAAGCCGAGAUCCUGGCCCUGCAACAGGCUUUGAAGGAGCAAAGACUGAAGGCCGAAAGUCUGUCUGAUACUCUCAAUGAUCUGGAGAAGAAACAUGCCAUGCUGGAGAUGAAUGCCCGCAGCUUACAGCAGAAAUUGGAGACUGAGAGAGAACUGAAACAAAGGCUGAUGGAAGAGCAAGCAAAACUCCAGCAGCAGAUGGACCUCCAGAAGAGCCACAUUUUCCGUUUGACCCAAGGUCUGCAGGAUGCUCUGGACCAAACUGACAUGCUCAAGACAGAGAGAACCGAUCUGGAGUACCAGCUGGAGAAUAUACAGGCGGUAUAUUCCCAUGAGAAGGUGAAAAUGGAGGGGACCAUCUCCCAGCAGACUAAACUCAUUGACUUUCUUCAGGCCAAAAUGGACCAACCCACUAAAAAAAAGAAGGGUAUAUUUGGGCGGCGGCGGGAGGAUGUGGGCACCACAACUAAUGGGGCACUAGCUCCACAAGCCCAGCCGGCAGUUCCACUGCAGUACAGUGACAUGAAACUGGCUUUGGAGAAGGAGCGUUCAAGGUGUGCAGAGCUGGAAGAAGCUCUGCAGAAGAUGAGGAUAGAGCUGCGAUCCCUCAGAGAAGAGGCAGCUCAUUUCAAAGCCCAGGACCAUGUAGCUCCUUCCACACCAGCCCAGGCUCGCCAUCAAAUCCUCAUGUCAGCCAUUGUCAAAUCCCCAGAACAUCAGCCCAACCCCAGUAGCCUGCUUAACCCCUCCACCCGCUGCAAGGAGACUUCUACACCUGAAGAGUUUGGUCGUCGCGUGAAAGAAAGAAUGCACCACAACAUCCCUCAUCGUUUCACUGUGGGCCUCAACAUGAGAGCUGCCAAGUGUGCCGUCUGCCUGGACACUGUGCAUUUUGGACGGCAAGCUGCCACUUGUCUAGAGUGCCACACUAUUUGCCAUCCCAAAUGCUCACCAUGUCUUCCGGCCACCUGCGGUCUGCCAGCUGAGUAUGCCACUCACUUUUCAGAGGCUCUGUGCCGAGAAAAGGCAAACUCACCUGCACUGCAGGUCAAAGAGGCCAGUGGGCAUGUUCGCUUGGAAGGAUGGAUGAAGCAGCCUAGAAAUGGCAAGCGUGGCCAACAAGGCUGGGAGAGGAAAUAUGUGGUGCUUGAUGGAACCAAAGUGUCCAUCUAUGAUACAGAGCCCAGAGAAGACUCUGUAAAGGCUGAGGAAGAGUUUGAGCUCUAUCUCCCUGAUGGAGAGGUGACUGUCCAUGGAGCUGUUGGAGCCUCUGAGCUCAUCAACACUGCCAAGUCAGACAUCCCAUAUGUGCUGAAGUUGGAAUCACAUCCCCACACCACAUGUUGGCCUGGCCAGUCCCUCUACUUCAUGGCUCCUAGCUUCCCUGACAAGCAGCGCUGGGUGGCUGUACUGGAGUCUGUUGUGGCUGGUAGUCGUGGAUCUAGAGACAAAGUGGAUGCUGAUGCUAAACUUCUGGGCAAUUCGUUGCUGAAGCUGGAGGGGGACGACCGUCUAGACAUCAACUGCACUCUGCCUCUCACUGACCAGAUUGUGUUGGUUGGUUCUGAGGAGGGUUUGUACGCUCUGAACGUGAUCAAGAACUCUUUGACACACAUCCCGGGCCUGACCUCCGUCUUCCAGAUCCAGAUCCUGAAGGAGCUUGAUAAGCUGCUGAUGAUCACUGGGGAGGAGAGGGCACUGUGUCUGGUAGAGAUCAAGAAGGUGAAGCAGUCUUUGUCACAGUCCCAUCUCCCAGCUCAGCCUGACCUCAACCCCUUCAUCUUUGAGACAGUCAAAGGAUGCCACCUCUUUUCCUCUGGAAAGAUUGAUAAUGGGAUCUGUAUUUGUGCUGCUAUGCCUAAUAAGAUUACAAUCCUGCGACAUAAUGAAGGCCUAAACAAGUUCUGCAUCAGAAAGGAGAUUGAGACAUCAGAGCCUUGCAGCUGUAUUCACUUCACUGGCUACAGUAUCAUUAUUGGCACCAACAAGUUCUAUGAGAUUGAGAUGAAGCAGUAUGUACUGGAAGAGUUCUUGGAUAAAAACGAUGUGACGCUAGCUUCAGCUGUCUUCGCGGCAUCCUCACACAGCUUCCCCAUCUCUAUCAUCCAGGUCACCACGGCUCCACAGAAGGAUGAAUACCUGCUCUGUUUCCAUGAGUUUGGUGUGUUUGUGGAUGCUUAUGGCCGCAGAAGUAGAAGUGAGGACAUCAAAUGGAGCCGUCUGCCUCUCUCAUUUGCCUAUAGAGAGCCUUACUUAUUUGUGACCUACUUCAACUCUCUGGAUGUCAUUGAGAUUCAGGGACACGCUGCUCUUGGUCCUCACUCAUAUGCACAUCUGGAUAUCCCAAACCCACGCUACCUUGGCCCGGCCAUUUCCUCUGGGGCCAUAUACCUGGCCUCAUCCUACCAGAACAAACUUCGGGUCAUUUGCUGCAAGGGCAACCUCGUCCAAAGCCAAGAUGGUGGAGGCGAUCUGCAGCGUAACGGCUCUGGACGCAGUCCCAACAAGCGUGGGCCUCCUUCCUACAAUGAGCACAUCUCUAAAAGGCUGGCAGCCAAUCCUCUAGUCCACGGCGAUCCAGGCACACCCCACCGUUACAGAGAGGCUCGCACAGAAUUUCGGCGGGACAAGUCCCCCAGCCGUCCACUGGAGAGAGAGAAGUCUCCUGGCAGAAUGCUGGAAAGCCGGAUAGUGGGGUCUCCUGGCAGGGCCAUGGCAGACCCCCGGUUAGAGCGCUCCCCAGGCAGGGCCAUGGCCGACCCUCGCAUGGACCGCUCCCCUGGCCGGAUGAUGGAUGUUCGUAGGGAGAGGUCCCCUGGACGUUUCGAAGAGCGCCAAAGGCUUCAUACUGGCUCUGGACGCACACCCAUAAACCCUGUUAACAAGGUGUGGGAUCAGUCAUCUGUUUGAGGGACAAAAGAGCCUCAUACCCACUGUGGAAGGAGAAGAGAGAAGAUGUAGCAGAGAACCAGUGAGAAUGUUACCAACUCAUGAUGAAACACUGCCACACAUCUGUUUUGCCUGAUAUCCAAACUGAAAAACCCACAGAGGAAAACAACCGUAGCUGUCAGAACGUAGCGAGAACCAGAUAAACGAAGAGAUGUCAUUAGUAUCAGGUUUGGGUUUUUUUUUUUUUUUUUAAGGUCAACAAAAUGCCAUAUUAACAACCUGAGCAGGGUUUUUUGCAAUGCAUUCAGGCAUGUGUUCUCUACUCUGAAUAGGGAUUAGUAAUUAGAUAUAAUUUCUUCUUCUAAAAAAGAAAAUCUGAGCUUAGAUCUCAAGUUUGGCUUGCUUCAUUUAAUUCCAGAAAGCAUUGAGUACAAUAGAUAAGCACAGCCAUAGCAAGUGAUGCCUACAUAUUUAGUCAUUCAUGAAAAAUGGUAGAUUUUUACUCAAAAUAGCAUUAACACAAGUGGCUCCUUUCCACAAUGCUGUCCACAGUCGUUACAGGUCAGGGCAAAUGUGUAGCAGAUCACCUAUUGUAACAUUGAGUACUACUUCUGGCUCCAGCCCUGUGCUCACAUGGUAACACACAAUCAUUAUUGGCUAAUUACAAUCAUUUUCAGCUCAGUCCUCAGUCAGUAAUGCUGGCUGGACUUGGCUGGAGCAGGAGUAAAUUGAAUCAAAAUUAAUCAACAAUCCAUCCCUGAAGAAUCCACUCCGUAGAACCACACACUAAAACUGCACUACCCACAGUCCCCAGCAGCAAUGGAGCAGGACCUUUCUAAACCUUCAGAACGCUAUCUGACUGUAAAUAGACGAGACAUAAUUUUAUAUAUAUUAAGAAGGAAUUUCAAGGCUGGAUAAGCCGUGUCUAUUUUUGUUAAAGGAAAAAAAAAAAAAAAGUGACAGCGUGUCCUCUUGAAUGUCCAAUGAGUAUUCUUUUAAUGUCCAAAUGUCCUUUAUCAAGUGAGUGAUUGUAUCUCAAACAAACACGUGUAUGCACUUCCAUCUGUCAAAGGCAAAACCUCAGUGCUGAACUAAAUGACGGGAGGGAAAAAAGAACAUGUUUGAAGCUUAAAACAUAGUGAGCAUUUCUUUUUGUACACUGUCCCCUGUUAUUGUGUAUAUAACCCAAAACUGUUUAAAGUGAAGAUGAAAAUAAUCUCUUUUUUUUUUUUUUCUGCGAUCCGUUUAUGGCAUGGAUAUAUAUAUAUCGAAAAAGAAACGGGGUGUUGUCUUCUGCUUCUGCCUCAUUUGGGUUAUAUUUUUAUUCUACUUUUUUUUUUUUUUUAACAACAAAGCACGUGAAUGAUAUCUUUUAACUCUCAUCUAUUUGCACAGUAAAUUCACACAUAAUUUAAUAAUUUUUUUAAUUUUAUUUUAUUAAGGCAUUCUUGGCAAGUUAAAACAUCCAGUCCAAUCAGAACAAAUGCUAAAAAUGUAUCCACAUUUAUUUGGUUCACGUGGCUGAAAUGGCUUUAUUUCUGUACAUCAUGAUCUGAUGUAUAGAAAUAUUUUUUUGUGGGUUUUAGCAAUGUUUUUUGAAUGUAAACCGAUGAGAUGCCAAACUAUAACUUGCCCAGUUUGCCUUUCAACACUAUGGCACUCACUAGGAGGAUUUCUUCACUUUUAAGUCCACUAUGGUUAUUUUUAGAUGUUAAAAAGCUUCCUGAAUGUAUUUAAGCCAAGAAGAUACAGCUGAUUUAUUGGUCUCAGUGUUCAACAACAACAAAAAGAAAAAGCACCAAAUGCUACAGAUUGCACAUGUUUACUGCUCUCUAUAGUACUCUGUAUAAAAGGGUUAUCCAUCGUAUUUGAUUUUAUUUUUAUAUUAUUUUAAAUUUGUAUUUUCAUUCACAUGAUCCUGAAUCAUAAUGCUGUAACGCUGGAUAUGAUAUUGAUGUCUGCUAACAAAUGUUUAAUUAGCGUUCUCCUGUAGAGAUUUUGUCACAGAGUAUUAAAUAUUAUAAUCAUUGCAUUUCACUUCAAA